UAUUACUUAACACUUACAUUGAAUGGCAAUUUGAGUGACUUUAUACUGUGUGCGAACAGCAUACCUGGCCCUAUCAACAUCUGGAUAACUUCGAAAAACUACACCCAAUUCUGAUUUGGCAAUUCUCGUAAACAAUGGACGCUCUUAAAGAAGCGUCCCUGGACAACGAAGAAGUGCGCGAGAUCCUAAAGAACACCACAGAUUUGCGCCAAUAUUCGCGACAAAUUGAAAAGGAGUUCAAAGAUGUGGAAAAUAAAUCAAUUGAGGAUUACAUUGCCGAAUCGCAGAACAUUGCCAAUCUGCACAAUCAAAUCAACGACUGUGACGAUGUGCUGGAACGCAUGGAGAACAUGCUGAUGAGCUUCCAGAGCGUGCUCAAUAACAUCAGCACCGAGAUAACACAGCUGCAACGCAAGUCCGUAUCUAUGUCGCUUCAGUUGACCAACAGGCAGUCGGUCAAGGCGCAGCUGUCGCAGUUCAUCGAGGACAUGGCCGUCUCCGAGGAUAUGAUCAACAUUAUUAUGGACACGGCUGUGACAGAGCGCGAAUUCAGCAACCAACUGAAUGUGCUGAACCACAAGCUGUCAUUGGUCAAGGAGCUGAGCUUUAAGGAAUCCAAGUCAACGAGCGAUGUCAGCGAUGUGCUGCACAAGCUGCGCCUCAAAGCGAUGUCCAAGAUACGCAGCUACCUGCUCGAACAGAUAUACAAGUUUCGCAAGCCCAUGACCAACUAUCAGAUUCCGCAGAAUGCGAUGCUGAAGCACAAGUUCUUCUUCGAGUUCAUAUUGUCCAAUGAGCGCCAUGUAGCACAGGAGAUAUGCAGCGAGUACAUCGAUACCAUGAGCAAAAUCUACUAUAGUUAUUUUAAAAGCUACUCGACACGCCUGACAAGCCUUAAAUUUGAGGAAUCCUGCACCAAGGAUGAUCUAAUGGGCAUCGAGGACAAUGCGUCCAAGGGCCUGUUUGCCAAAACAACGAGUCUCAAGCAUAAGAGCACAAUCUUUACCAUUGGAAAACGCGGUGAUAUACUUAAUCAGCAGCUGGAGGCUCCAAUUAUAGUGCCCCAUGCACAGCUCAAGAAUCGAUACACGGCGGAGGCGCUGUUCCGCUCAGAGCAAUAUGCCCUGGUUGACAAUGCAUGCAGAGAAUAUUUAUUUGUUACUGAAUUCUUUAUGGUGCGCAGCACCCAAGCGCAGGAUCUGUUCAACCAAAUUAUGGGAAAAACGUUAACCUUGAUGAUUAAAAAUCUGGAAACAUCUAUACAUGAUUGCUAUGAUACUAUAGCCAUGUUCCUUUGUAUACAUUUGAUCUUUCGCUACCAGCUUAUGUGCCACAAGCGCUGUGUGCCAGCGCUGGAUAAGUAUUGGGACUCACUGCAAUCGGUUAUUUGGCCACGUUUGGAGUACGUUUUUCGUUUGAAUAUACAGAGCAUUCACGACUGUGAUCCCACCAAGUUCAAUAAGGAAAUGGGUCCACAUUAUAUAACACGGCGCUAUGCAGAAUUCAGUGCCGCCAUUGUUGGAAUCUCGGAGCAUUUUCCCAAUGAGCUGGUUAGCCGGCUGUUACUGGAGCUACAAAACGAAGUGGAGUGCUUUAUUUUGCGUAUGGCCGCAAUUUUCGCUACACGCAAGGAUCAGCUUAUUUAUUUGAUCAACAACUAUGAUCUAGUGCUUGGCGUGCUCAUGGAGCAUACGCGUGACAACUCCAAAGAGGCUGAGGCAUUCCGUGAGCAGUUGAAUGCACGCAGUGCAGAAUAUGUGGAUGAAAUUUUAGCCCCACACUUCGGAGGUAUAAUACAGUUUGUGAAGGAGGGCGAGCAAUACGUGGAAAAGGAUCAAGCAGAUGAGCUACGUAAGCAGGAGAGACGUAGUCUCGGCCUUGUAGCUAGUUUCUCUGCGAAUUGGAAGAAAUCUCUAGAGGAGCUUAAUCGUGAGGUACUUCUAUCGUUCCCAUCGCUGUUGACCGGCUCUCAGCUGUUGCAAUUAGCUUUGGCCAGUCUUGUCCAAUAUUAUCAUCGUUUCCACAAGCUGCUGACGCCCAAUGCGCGCGCCCAGCUAACGAAUAUCCAUGUAGUCAUGGUCGAGAUCAAGAAGUACAAAAGCAACUAUUGACGGGACAAUUUAAAAU
Drosophila hydei is the source of this 2127-nucleotide messenger RNA. It is a transcript of the gene Vps52, whose product is annotated as vacuolar protein sorting-associated protein 52 homolog. The transcript has 6 exons. The coding region runs from base 135 to 2111 and encodes 658 amino acids. Gene Ontology annotation, cellular component: GARP complex. The record is from RefSeq and is a predicted model, not a curated record. Gene Ontology annotation, biological process: lysosomal transport; endocytic recycling; Golgi to vacuole transport. Gene Ontology annotation, molecular function: syntaxin binding. Lineage: Eukaryota; Metazoa; Arthropoda; Insecta; Diptera; Drosophilidae.